This is a messenger RNA of Contarinia nasturtii (swede midge), 7055 nucleotides long. RefSeq names its product protein FAM13A. NCBI's taxonomy places the organism in Eukaryota, Metazoa, Arthropoda, Insecta, Diptera, Cecidomyiidae. The record is from RefSeq and is a predicted model, not a curated record. The coding region runs from base 2704 to 4902 and encodes 732 amino acids. The transcript is spliced from 5 exons.
UCGAAAAGUCUUUAAGCUAACGCUCGUACGUUGUGUUUAUUUAGGAACAUCAAAAAAAAAAUUAACAAAUUUGAUUAAUUCGAUUCUCGUUUAGUAAUUUAUUCAAAAGUUGGCCACGAGCCGCAUAUUUACAAUCAUUGUAAUUUAAGAGUGCGCGCGUGAACGGGGAAGUUUUCUUUUUUAAUUGACAAAAUUUGGGAAAAGUGAUUGACAUCGCUUUUUUCGUACUGGAUUGAGAAAUAGAAGUAGUUCUCAGUAGUGGAAAAAAACACAAACAGGCAUUGUGUCGUUUUUUUAGGAUUUUCGAGCUAAUUUUUUGAAGGACAUCUAAUUUAAAAGAGAGAAAAAGAAGAAGAAAAAACAUCUUCCACAUCAGAGUGGGGAAAUAUGCGUUAGAAACGCCUAAAUAGAUCGUAAUAUCAGUAGCAGCGGCCCAAAUCGAUUUAAAUAGAUACGAAUAUAUAGAUGCUCUGUGUGUAAACAUCAACAUCUAUUGCAUCGAAUCGAACGAGAAGAGAAAUACAUGCGUAACCGGAAAAUUCGACGUCGCCUUUGACAGAAAGUGAAUGAGAAAAGGAGUGUGAGAGAGAAAGGGAGGGAUAGAUAUAAUUUUCACUGGGUUAUUCGACAGAAGUCUUCUUGUGGGAAAUACACCAAAGCCGAAAUAGAAGAAAAAAAUUUCCGCGAUUGCGUACCAAUUGUCACUCGCAUCACUAGUGUUUGUCUGGUGUUUUUCGUUGUUGUUGGAUAUUUCUCCGUGACACACACACCAGUCUCGGCCUAGCAUACUCGGAACAUGAGCGGUGCGUGAGAAUCGACAAGGAAAGUGAUAUUUUUUCGCCAAUUUCUUGCUUACUUGUUGUUAUUGAUAUUUGUCGUCGUACACAUGUACGUGCAUCAUACAAUUUGAUUUGGAUUGGAAAAGUUAAACACGAGCAUAUAUGCACAGUGUGUACGAAUAUUCGGUGGAAAAUUCAACUGCGUAAUUUACGUUCGGAAGAGCAUCAAAAAGCAGCCGUUAUUUUGUUGUAACGGUUUCAUAGUGAUUCCUUUUAUUUGUGCUAAAAGUAGACGUAUUUCAACAAAUUGCAUCGCCUGGUGGAACCAGAGUGGAGGAGCUAAAAGAAGGUGUUGACAAGAAAAACCAUCAAAUAAGUAAACAGUAAUAAAAAUUCGCAAAUAAUAUAAAACAUCGAUUGAGUAUUGAUAAACAUUUGAAAAUAAAUAAAUAAAAAUAAAUUUAUUAUCAGCACAAGUGCCAAAUGAUGAAAAUUUAUCUAUACGAAACGAAUCAAUAUCGAAUUAUGAAAUUCAUGGAUAAAAGUGAAUCACAACAAAAUAAUUAGAUAAAUUUUGACAAGAGAAUCGGUAAUUUAUUGGCAUUCACAAUAGCCUCAUCCAAUACUCUCGAUCAAAGAGAGAGAGAGAGAAAAUAUCACUAAUUGUCACCAUCAAAUACAAAACCAAUGAGAAAGCAAUUAUAGAGACGGGAGUGCCAUAAAGACACUCUGAACACGUAAAUAGAAAACGGAGUAAUAAGGAAAUCCAUAUAAACCCAGUUGAAUAUCAUCGUGUUGGCUAACGCUAUAUCACAUCUAUAAAUCAUUUAAACUCUUUUUUUCGGUCCGUAAUUUACAUUCAUGUUAAACUAUCGUCUGGUGUCAACUCAUUUCCUAAAACAGCCAUAAUUUUUCGUUCAACAAUUCGACGAUUUUGGUUAACAACUAUCUAACUCUAGAGUAACUCCCGAGUAACGUCAAAAAUGUGCAGAGAUCGGGAUAUGCCUCCACUUGGAUAAAUUUGGAAAAAAUUUGUGGAAAAAAUCAGAACAAAGAAGCAAACCACACAUAUAUAAUACGACAAAUAUACAAACCCAAAAUUAAGUUUUACUCAAUCGCACACACACACAACACCACAAUUCAAAGUGUGACAUAAAUAUUUCGCAUAUACGCUCAAAAAGUAAACAACACGAAAUCAAUUUCGACAAAUAAAUUUGGGCAUUUUGAAUUUGUUCGAGAAAAAGGACGCCCGUUAUUUUUAUAUUUCGUCUUGUUGUCAUCAAAUUUUGCAUGAUCUGAAAAUCGAAGCACAGAAUUAAGAAAAAAAAAAAUAAGAAAUUCCGAGGAAAAAGGAAAAUUCGUUUCGAAAACAUUGAACGAAUAAAAUAUUGCGAUUUUUUUUUUGAGAAACAUCAAGUUGGCGGGCAUCUACGGUGUGAUUCAACCCACACUCAUUAUCUCUCAGUCCAAAAAUAAGCCACAUUAGCUGCAACAAUACACACAUAAUUGAAAUUAACGGCCUGUGCGUGUAUUUGCCGAAUAGAGAAAAACGAAUUGGUGUUUAUACAGAUUGCGAAGAUACCAAGCCAUAAAAAGAAUAGAAAUAUAUUUUCUCGUUUCGAGUAGAAAGAAAAUAUACGCAAUUCUGGUGUUCGUUCAGUCUACCCUAGGGGAGACGGAAAGACAAACGGAGAUAACGAGAUAACUUGAGUGAAUCUGCAUCGAUCGCAACCAUAAUUCCAAUUUUGGCUGCACGACGCUCUGCGUACACUUUAAAUAUAUAGAAUACACACAUACCCAUCCCCGAUAGCUUGCAUAAAUUGUAUGCAGCUAUCUAAUAAUAUUUAUUUGGUAACCGCAAACAGCAAAAAUACACGUCAUUGCGCGAAACGCUUGGAAGUCUUUAAAGGCUUGCUUGUGCGGCAUGCGAAAUCCAUCAACGAGAGGUAAAAGCGAUGAUUUGAGUUGUUUGACCAGCUCAUCGACGUCAUCGCGAGAUCAGAGCAAUGCUAAGUAUCCUAUACUGGUUGAUUCGGAUAAUAAUUCGGCGCAAUUCACAUCGACCUAUUUACCGCAAGUGAUUGAUCCACAAGAAUGGAAUCAACAAAAUGUUUCACGAAAGCGUAAAGAGCGACAAGAUUCAACAUCGUCAAUAACACAAGAUCGAAAAUUGGUGCGAUCGAAUAGUGAAGAAUAUUUGCCAAAUAUUGACUAUGAAGUGAUUCGACGUGUGUCAUCGCAUGAGGAAAUUAAGCAACCGGCUAAUGAAAUUGAUGGUGUAACAACGCCAUUGCUUCAAACGAAACAGGCACCAGACGAGGAUGACGACGACGACGACGAUGAUGACAAUGAUGAUGAUGAAUGCAUUAUAAAUAGACGAUCUUAUCAAUUUAACGAUGAUGUUGCAUCAAUAAAAUCGGCCAAUAACGAAGUACAGGAAAUUUUACGUGAUGCAUAUCGUCGCUCUGAAACUAGUCCGGCAAGAUCACGUACAUUCGAUUUUUCACACAAACUACGAGUCUCACCGAAUCGGGAUACAAACAACCAUAACAAUGACGCACUCUCUGAUAUGCAAACAAUGUCUGAUCGGCGAAGCAGCGAACGGUUUUGUAAGGCACGUGCAGCACAAGGAUUUCGAAAAUCGUCAUCGAGUAAAAAGUCAUCGGCACCAUCAUUGAUUCGCCAGUCAAGUUCAACGGAUAGCGAGCACAAUGAAAGUACAUACAAAUAUGAUAUCACAACCAUGAAAUCAGAACGAAGAGGUUUCACCAGUACGAAAACGGUCGUACCAACACCGGCAACAUCAGCGAUUGAUUUCAAACGACAAUUCGAAUUGCAAUCAUCCAUUUCGAGUGAAUAUGGCGAUGAUUACAAUGAUUUAUCGUCAUCAUUUUCCGAUCAUAAUGACAAUAACGAUUACACCGAUUUUAUGCCAAUAUCACCAUCGGGUCUACGAUCGCCAAUUACUACAUCGAGACAUGAAUCACUGCCAUGGGAUUGUACACAUGAACCAGUAAAAAGUCAACGGUUUGCUGACGAUAAAUUUGAUCAUGUAAACAAUACACGUGACACCGAUAUGAAAUUACGAAAUGAAUCAUUUGUCGCCGUAUCGAUUCCACAUUUUGCAAAAGGUGAAAAUUUAAAGACACGCGAUUUAAUGAAAAGUAACCAAUUGCCAAAUGUAUUUACAACGCCCGAUGAAAAACUAAAGCAAAUCAAUAAACGUUUGAUUGCAUUGAAAAAACGUGUUGCAACAUUUGAGGAAAAUUUUGAAAUGGAAAAUGGUUAUCGGCCAUCACUUUCGAUUAAACUAAACGAACGUUAUGUGAAAAAUGCACUCGCCGACAUACAUAAAUUGCGCAAAGAAAAACAAGCACUCAAAGCUGAUCCAAUGAAUGCAAUGGGAUACAAAAGCACACACACCACAGCCAACGAUAGUAAAGUGCAGAACAUGAUAGAUACCAUCGCUGAAAUUGAGAAACGCCUUCAAAUCAAACGUGGUGAAGAGCAUCGGCCGGAAGUUUUGGAAGAAAUGACUGCCGAUCAAUUGGUACAAGAAAAAACUGCAGUGCAACGUGCUCUACUCUAUUUGGAAUCAUUAUAUGGACGGCCGACCACCCGCGAUGAACGUGAUGCAGCCCGUUUGCUUUACAAUCGAUAUCGUGUUAUUAAACGGCUUGUAAAUCGUACGGUAUCAAUUGCCGGCUCGGGCAUAAGUAAUCCAUCCGAACUUCCAACAAUUCUUGAACAUGAAGCGAUGGCAUUCACAGUGGCCGCUAUAUCAUUAACACCACCGCCAUCCGAUACAGAAGUAAUGGGCAGUAAUGUUGCAUCCGGCAUUGAUUCAUCCACCGAUUCAACCGAUACAUCAAGUUCAAUCAAUGAAAAUGUGCACGAAAUGUCAUUGGACGGUUUGACACGAAGUUUAGAAAUUGUACGCGAUGAAAAGAAAAAAUUGCGACGCACCAUCAAAGAAUUUGAAGAAGUGUUUGAAGAACAAAAUGGCCGAAAGAUGCUAAAAUCCGAUCGUAUAGCCAUCGAAGAAACGUACGCAUUAUAUAAACAGAAAAAAGCCAAAUUACGAUUGCUUGAUGCAUUGGUACGAAAACAGCUUACACAUUAGUUUGGGCAACCUUUCUCUCUUCAUUUUGCGCGCGCGCUUGUACUCAAAAAAGGAAGAAUUCUCACAUGGAUUCUUUAAAGUGAGAACCUCACUUAAAUUGAUUUUACGAUAUUAUGAGAGAAAACAAAUGAGUUUUUAUCUCAUUAUUUUUAUCAUCAAUAAAUCGAUUUUAGGCAUAUUUAGAAAAGUCAUUUUUUCCAUUCGGCUAUUCGAUUUCAUUUAUCCACCAAUUGACUUAAGUUAGUGCCGAUUAUUUUUCUUUCUCUAGCUGAAAAUCGCACCAGAUAUAUUUUCAAAGAAGUAAAUUAUAAAUUAUUAUACAAAAAAAAAUAUUUGAAGUACAAUGUUACAAAUGAAAUUGAGAUAAUAUGUCAAUAUUUAAGGAUUUGUUGUAAAAACUAUCGUUAAAACAAAAGCAUUGAAACUUGAUCAUUGGAUUGGGAUUGGAAAAUGAAACGAGAGAGAGGAAGAGAGAGAGAGAGAUUAAAAACAAGAAAACAAGAAGAAGAUUGGAAAUAUUUAAAACCUAACAUUUUUAUGUCAGAAAUAUGAUUCGCAUAAAAAUUGUUAAAUUAUGUUAUCAAGAUUCGGUUUAUUUUCUUUCAAUGGGAUUUGUUAAAAAAAAAUAAUUUCUUUUCUUUUCUUCAAUUUUCGUUUUGUCAGAACUCUGAAAUAUAUUUUCUUUAGAUUUGAUUGAUAUAUAGAAUAAACAACUAAACUUGAGUGAGAAGAAAAAAUUUUUGUGCGGUUGGCCAAAUAAAUAAUCAUUUGGUAAAAAUUCUGAUUCAUAUCUUGAUACAUUUGGUCGCCCAAUUUUAUUUUUGUAUAGAAUAAAUUUACUCCGAACAUAUGUUGUUGUCUAAAUGCAGUGAAAUUUGCUAAUUUUGCUUAACUUUAGUUUUUGAUAUAUUUAAAGAGAUUGUCAAUCGCGAGUUCGAUUGAUUUUUUUCCAAGCAUUUUUUGCGAUAGUUUACAAUUUCAUUUUAAAGUCUACUUACGCUAACAAACUGAUUAAAUAACAAGUAGGAUCAACUGUGAUAGUUUGAAUUUAAUUGUUUCGAUUAUAUUUUUUGAUUUAUAAUAUAAUGUCAAUUCUUCAGUUUAUCUUUCCAUUUGACCUUCUUUUGUAAUUUGGCAUCAUGAUUGAAAUACUAUUAAAAUCAUAUUAAAAAUAAUUCAUAUGAGUCCGAUGUGAACAUGAAAAUAAAUCCAUUUAAAAAGUAUACUGUUCACAUUUGAGAUUCCUUUCCAUUUUAUGUCAUGAAUGGCAUUACUUAUCGUUUUCUUUAUUUCCGUUUAAUUCGUUCAAAUGAUUUCAGUUGAAUCCUUGGACCCAGUUCACACCCUUUUGGCAUCCUUUUCAAAACAUUAUGUAUAGCUCCCUCCAGAAUAUUUCCAAGCAAAAGCGACUAAAAUGCAAUAAAAAAAAUUUCCUGGUCUUGUGAAUGAGAAUGGCAAAGAAAGUGAAAGGGUAGGAAAAAACAUAGUCAAGUGAUUUGCAAAUAAAAAUUCUUUACUUACGUUUUUUCUCAACGCUUUUAUAUUUUUCUACUUGAAUUAGCGAUGUUUAAAAAAAAACGAAAAAAGGGUGUGUGCAUGUGUUUCGAGCAUAUUAUUAAAUAUAGAAAAGAGAACGCAAGUCUGCAUUUGAAUCAAAAACAAAUUUAUUAAGCAUAUAAUGUGUAAAGAAGCACUUUGACACAAGUCACUUUCCAAUGAAAAUCCUUAGUUUUGAUGCCCGAUUCGUUUUUGAUCCAGUUUUGCUUUUGUUGACUAAGAAAAAGCAAAAAAUUCACAUAACGACAUUAUAUAAUCACAAGUGAAUUAUGGAAAAAGUUUUUUUUUUAAAGAAGAAAAUUUUCACAUAGUUUUCCCUAAUUUAUUCAUUUAAGGUAAAACAAAACAUUAAGUAUAUUCAAUAAAAUUAUGAUCAAGGUUGAAACGGAAUAAUGGCGGCAAAGUUCGUCGAAGAAUUAUUUUGAAUAAUAUAAUAAUAUACUUUUAUUGAAUUGGACAGUUGCACUGUUUCAAUGUUUAUUAUAUUAUCAUUAUCGUAGAUUUUUUUUAUUUUUACAUUCAAAGAGCAUGUUACUGUCAAACGUAUCCCAAGAUUUAACAAAAUAAAAAAAAGAAAACAAAACAACAGAUAUUUA